GACGUUUAGUUAAACUCACAUAGACGUCGGCCUUGUUUCAGAUUUUUGGUGAGAAUCAAUCGGCCUGAAAAGCUGACGGAACAGUGCCUUCGCAUCGAGGAUUAGGUCAACAUCAAGGCUAUUGUCGGUGUUAAAGUCAUAAAAGAUGGACGUUCCCGAGCCUGGCCACUGGCCGGUAGAUCCUCAAGAAGAUCAAGAAUUACGCAAAGAUCGUAUCUGGGUGGAUGGAUGCUUCGACUUUGCUCACCAUGGCCAUGCCGGUGCUUUACGACAAGCCCGUCAACUAGGGAAAGAGUUAUGGGUUGGCCUCCAUUCUGAUGAAGAAAUCCUAGUAAAUAAAGGUCCGACUGUCAUGACGCUUGAUGAGCGGGUUGCUGCAGUCGAAGCUUGUCGAUGGGUCACCAAAUCUGUUCCUCAUGCUCCAUACGUGACAGCGCUGCCUUGGAUCUCGCAUUACGGAUGCUGGUACGUGGUGCAUGGAGACGACAUCACUUCUGAUGCCGCCGGCGAGGAUUGCUAUCGCUUUGUCAAAGCUGCCGAGCGGUUUCUCGUCGUCAAGAGAACACCUGGCAUUUCUACCACGGACUUGGUCGGUCGCAUGUUGUUGUGUACCAAGACUCACUUCAUCCGAUCACUAACAGAUGAAAUCGACGGUAAGAGUGACGGCGCACCUGAUCCGAAGCGAAAAGCUGCCGGUGCCGAGGUGCUCGAAAGAAUCAAAGACUAUGCCACAGACGAAACCGCGCUUCAACCAGGGUCAGAAGUCUGGACUUGGGCAGGCAGUCAACUAGGACACUCCGGAGAGGAAAGCUCCCACGCUGGCUCGUUCACGAAGCUGGUAGCUGGAAACGGUCCCCAGCCUGGUCAGCGGAUAGUCUACGUUGACGGUGGCUUCGACUUGUUCUCCUCAGGACAUAUCGAGUUCCUCAAACGAGUCUAUGAGACCGAGAAAGGUGAAGCCUAUAUUGUGGCAGGUGUACACAAUGACGAAGUGAUCAAUCACUGGAAGGGCCUGAAUUACCCAAUCAUGAACAUCUUCGAACGCGGACUUUGCGUGUUGCAAUGUCGAUACAUACAUGCGGUCGUCUUCGGAGCCCCAUUUGCCCCCACGCAACCUUACCUACAGGCCAUGCCGCUGGGGAAAGUCGAUGCAGUGUACCAUGGGCCAACGACCUUCAUGCCGUCAACACAGGAUCCAUACGUUGAUGCAAAGAAGAUGGAUAUUUUCCACGAGAUUGAAAAUCAUUCCUACGCACACGUCAAUGCUGCGGAGAUCGUGGGCCGGAUCAUGAAAGGCAGAGAAGCUUUCGAAGAACGACAAAGGAGGAAAGGUGAAAAAGCGGUUGGCGAAGAGGCUGUGAGGCAGAGAGAGAUCCUUGAACAACAACAAGCUGUAGUAGAAGCGGAACGAAGAAGUGCCAUGAGCUGAUGUGAUAGCGUUGAGUGUUUCGAAUCAUGUUAUCAUGUUUCUUGAGCGCUCGAGACUGUACA
This is a messenger RNA of Exophiala viscosa, 1491 nucleotides long. Its product is annotated as ethanolamine-phosphate cytidylyltransferase. Bases 146 to 1429 code for a protein of 427 amino acids. Gene Ontology annotation, molecular function: ethanolamine-phosphate cytidylyltransferase activity. Gene Ontology annotation, cellular component: cytoplasm. The transcript has 3 exons. NCBI's taxonomy places the organism in Eukaryota, Fungi, Ascomycota, Eurotiomycetes, Chaetothyriales, Herpotrichiellaceae. The record is from RefSeq and is a predicted model, not a curated record. Gene Ontology annotation, biological process: phosphatidylethanolamine biosynthetic process.